GAAACGCGGUCUCUCAGAGUCUCGCAUCAUCCUCAGUGUUUCCUCUCUGAUGUGUUGUGUGUAAAUGUGGAUCUGUAAGGAUGAAGACUGAGGACGUUUGGAGUCUCCGUCAGACACGCUGCUCUUUAAUGUUCACGAGGAACUGAAGAAACACUCCAGCAGGAACUAAACACACUUCUUCGUCAUGGAUCUUUCAUUCAUGGCCGCUCAGCUGCCAGUGAUGAGCGGUGCGUUCAUGGAUGCGUCUCCUCUGGACGACUGCAGCACGGAGCACUCGCUCUUCAACUCAUCCGCCAGUGUAAACGCAGGAGCCGCAGUUUCAGCCCCAGCCCAGCAGGAGGAGCAGCACCGAGUGUCUAGUGACGCUGUGUGGCUGUGGAUCGCCAUCAUCGCCACUAUCGGGAACAUUGUGGUCGUCGGCGUCGUGUACGCUUUCACUUUCUAAAGACGAAGCAUCGGAUGCACUUCGAAUACAUACAAUUGAGGUCAAAAUUAUUUGCACUCCUGUGAUUUUAUUUU
Molecule: messenger RNA, 519 nt
Organism: Danio rerio (zebrafish)
Lineage: Eukaryota; Metazoa; Chordata; Actinopteri; Cypriniformes; Danionidae
Source: RefSeq, a predicted model, not a curated record